Messenger RNA from Acanthopagrus latus (yellowfin seabream), 3886 nucleotides. Its product is annotated as proprotein convertase subtilisin/kexin type 5. The record is from RefSeq and is a predicted model, not a curated record. The transcript is spliced from 17 exons. Bases 128 to 3049 code for a protein of 973 amino acids. Lineage: Eukaryota; Metazoa; Chordata; Actinopteri; Spariformes; Sparidae.
UUUUUAAGAGACUUAAAUGGUAUCCACUAGCUUGGUUCUUUAUAUAUAACAACACCCCCCACAAUAUUAAUACAUUAAAACACUAGCAUUAACUGUCUUUAUGAUGUGUAUAUAAGUUUUGAACCACAUGGAAAAGGGAAAGUCCUCGGGCACAGCCAUGAGGUCCUUCGCCGCGUUUCUGAUCUUCUUCUCCGGCGUCGGAUUUAUUGGAUGUAAACCCUCGUCGCCCUGUCCGAGUGGACAGUUUAUGCUGAAGAGCCAGUGUGUCCUCUGUCACCCCACCUGCUCCGAGUGCGACGGGCACGAGCUGUUUGAAUGCACUACCUGUGGAGUUAAUGAAGAUGGACAGGAACGUUUUCUUCACCAAGGACGCUGUCGGACACACUGCCCCCGGGGACUCUAUCCUGACAGGGGUCACUAUGCCUGCCUGCCCUGCAUAGCCAAUUGUGAACUCUGCACAGAUGGCAACAUAUGUGCCAAAUGUCGGGAACACUACAAACUCCAGAACGGGGUCUGCCAAACGACGUCCUGUGACAUAGGGCAGGUGCAGGACCCUGACACAGGAGAGUGCAUUGACUGUGAGAUGGGUUGCAAAACAUGUUCCACAGACGACCCUGAGAUCUGCAACAGCUGUGUUGAAGGUUACUUUCUUUUCAGACACCAGUGUCGCAGGCACUGUCCCCAGAGCACCUAUGAGGACUGGGGCAAGGGUGUGUGUCUGUCCUGUCCAGCACCAUGCACAGAUUGCAGGAGUAACACACACUGCCUCUCCUGCCAACCUGGUUACUUCCUCAAUGGAGGUGAGUGUAUGAAACAGUGCCCACAGAAAACCUUCAGUGACUCCAGUGGGUGGCGCUGCCAGCCUUGCUACAGCUCAUGCCAGACAUGCCAUGGGUCUCAUCCGUCAGACUGUGAUCUUUGUCUUGGUGGAAAUGCUCCACUACAUGGGCAAUGUCCUCUGGUUAACUGUCCCUUGGGACAGUACUAUGACGGUAAAUAUAGUGAAUGUCAGGCCUGUGAUGCAUCCUGUAAAACGUGUUUUGGCCCACAAGCACUGGAUUGUUCUUCCUGCUUCAAAGGAUAUUUCCUGGACCAGGAUGGCUCUUGUGUAAUGCAGUGUCCAUCCGGCUCCUAUGCAAAUUCUGCAACUCAGCUGUGUGAAGACUGCUCGCCAAACUGUGAGGCCUGUGUGGACACCAGUGAUAACUGCAUCAGCUGUUCCAAAAGCAGCUAUAAACUUUUUCUCCACCAGGGACGGUGUUGGUCGAAUUGCCCUGAAGGUUUCUUUGAGACAGCAGAGGGGUCAUGUGAAGUCUGCGACAGCUCUUGUCUGACAUGUGAUGGGAUCAAGUCACAGUGUCUGUCCUGUGCUGAUGGCUACUACUUAGAGAGUGGUAUGUGUAGACUCAACUGUUCACUGCGUUCAUACCCUGCGGAUGAUGGCACGUGCAGACGCUGCCCUCCCCACUGUGACGUUUGCUCAGACGACAGGACCUGUUUCAAAUGCAGUUUUCUCUACCUAAUGCUGAAUGGUGUGUGUAAGGCUAGUUGUCCAAUGGGCUACUAUGAGGACAUGGAGGAGGGCCGCUGUGGUCAGUGCCACCCGACCUGUGGCAGCUGUUCAGGGCCUCUGGCAGAUGAUUGUGAGACGUGCUCCACGUUUAGCCCCAAACUUUAUAAGGGUGAAUGUACCAAGGACUGCCCCACUGGUACCUACUAUGAAACUGAAGCCAUGGAAUGCCAAGAGUGUCACCAGACUUGUAUGAGCUGCUCUGGCCCAGAGCCAAACCAGUGCACGCAGUGUGAGAGGGGACUCGUGCUCGAUCCAAACACAUUGCUGUGUGGCGUGACGGGCGACACGGACUGCCCACCGAGGACCUACCUACACGACGACCAGUUCACCUGCAUGGGUUGCCACCGCCACUGUUACUCAUGCGAGGGACCAGGCAACGAUGAAUGCCAGACCUGCGCCAUUCCCAAAUACCUUCAUAACAAAACCUGCGUAAGCGAGUGUCCGGCUAGGUCAUACGACACACGUCAAGAGGCAGACGGAACAGAGCUGGGAUACUGUUUGCCUUGUGACCGCGCCUGUUCCACCUGCACUGGUGCUUCACCAAGAGAUUGUCUCACUUGCUCCCAAGGAUACCUGCGUCUCCUUCAGCUCUGUGUUACUCACUGUCCCACAGGGUAUUACAGAGAGGGCUCCCACUGUGAGAAAUGUGACCGGUCCUGUGAGCGGUGUACAGGACCAGGGCCUGAGUCCUGCCGGGCCUGUUCACCUCCUCUUCUGGAGCUGCAAGGCACCAAGUUGUGUGUCAAGCAUUGUCCACAUCGCUUCUAUCAGCUUGAUGACAUCUGCAAACAGUGCCACACUAGCUGUCAGACCUGCACAGAUGCCUCACCUCAGGGUUGCGUGACAUGCGAUUGGGGCAACACUUUAAAGGACAAAGUCUGCUACCCACGUUGUGAGGAGGGGCGAUACUUCUCGGCAGAGGAAACCUGUGAGCCAUGUGACAGCUCGUGUAGGCAUUGCACCGGCCCCAGGCCAGACCAGUGUCUGACCUGUCACCGAGACUCUGCUCUCCACGCUGUGGAGAACCGGUGUGCCCGCUGCUGCCAUCCUGGAGGGAAUAACACCGAUUGCUGUGUUUGUGACAGCCGCUCCGCUCUGUGUGUGGAGGCGCCCCAACCCAAGUCAGGACAGGAUCAGGAGACAGACCUGAACAUGUCGUCUAGAGCUCUGAAGCACACCUCAGCCGCCUUGCCUAUCGCACUGCUGCUGGCGUUGGGGUUGGCUCUGGCUGUGUUUGCCUUGGUUAAGACCCAUGCCAGGAAGAGGCUUUGCUGGAGCCAGAGCUAUGAGAGACUGAGCGGCAGCGGCAGCAUCAGCAUGCCCCACGGUGUGCCGGAGCCGGACAGCGGAGACGAGGUGGAUGUGGUGUACACCAGCAAAGGUGGAUCGGUUUAUAGGCGCUACAGCUUCAUCCACGAGCAGGACACAGAUGCAGACCAGGGUGUGGAUGAGAACACGUGUCUCAGUCAAUCUUAGACACAGUCAUACCAGAGGGGUGUAUUACAAAGCAAGAUUAAUGAGCUACUAAGGUACUGUAUGUUGACUCUAAAGACAGGUUUAUAAUGUUACAUACUUAAACAUGCUGAAGCAUAUACAUUGGUAAUGUCAAACAAAGCCGUAUAUUUACAGCAGAGCAAACUGUUUGCAUUGAGUUGUGCUUAUUUGCCAGGUGAACCUCUAAGCGUUCAGUUGGUGAUGCAGAGUUUUAUUUUACAAAAUAAAGAAAACUGCUCCAGGUUGAGUGAGCCGGCACACAGUCGGUCCAUUUUGUGCGGAAGAAGAGUCAAAUGAUACAAACAUUAAAACGCCCCUUUUUAUAGGAGCCUUAUGAAGGAAAAACUGUUCACACAGUAGUGAUACUCAUCACAUUUGUUUGGGGUUUUUGGUUCGGUUGAGCCAGCUCAUGCAAAUAAAAGCCUUGCUAUGUUGAACUUGCUUCUUAAUAUACCCCCCCAGAUGUUACAGUAACAGAAGAAUGUAUUGUGGAUGUUCACAUCAUCAAGACUGACGGGAGAACUCAAAUAGUUUACUUAAUGUUUAGAUGAGAAUGUAGUUGCAUUUUUUCCGUUGUUAUGUUUUGCUUUUUGCAUUCGGGUGUUUCUUUUAUUCUACAAAGUGCCUGUAUCUGUACAAUGCACAUUCUUAGAUGAGGCAUUUGUGAGCAAACGGUGAAAAAAAAAAUACAUAUAUGUGUAUAUGUAUGUAUAUGUCUUUUUUUACUCUAUUUGUUAAAUCGUCGAACAAACGAUCAUGUGUAAUCACCGAAAAUCUGCAUGAUAUGGUGUAAAUAGAGAAAUAAAUUAAAUAAAAAAC